CGGGAAAGAACAAAUAUUAGGAUAGUCGGUUAAGUUUUCUCUCUCAUCGUCAAAACGAGGGGAUCCGUCUUUGGUAGAGAGGAGCCAAAACCCUAAUUCGACUGAGGGCUCGGUUUGUUUUAUAUCAGACAACUGAACUGUUAGGGAAUCUGUAGAAUUUGUGUUUCUUUUGUCAUUGAGUUGUUACUCAAUGCCGGGCACGCCAAUUUUGCUUCUACCAGCUCCUGAUGGAGAUAUCUCUGAUAUUCCUCCUUCUCAAGUGACAGAACAGAAGCUGCCCAACGAAGAUGAUAAAACUGCAAAUGAGGAGCAGAGCAAAGCUCCAGUUGCAACCCACACAAGAACUAUUGGAAUCAUUCAUCCCCCUCCUGAUAUUAGGAAUAUUGUGGAUAAAACUGCACAGUUUGUUGCCAAAAAUGGACCUGAGUUUGAAAAGAGGAUUAUUGCCAAUAAUGCUAACAAUGCCAAGUUUAAUUUUUUGAAUUCUUCGGAUCCUUAUCAUGCAUAUUAUCAACAUCGAUUAUCUGAAUUUCGUGCCCAGAAUCAAUCUUCUGCUCAACAACCUCCUGCUCAGACGGCAGAUUCUGCUGCUGUUACUGAGUCUGCUCAAUCUGCUCUUACUACUGAUGGUGGUGAAACUGUUGUAAAACCUGACCCUGCCGCGCAGUUUAGACCACCUCCUCGUAAGGUUCUUGAACCCCCAGAAGGUGAACAGUAUACCAUUCAACUUCCUGAGGGGAUCACAGGAGAGGAACUUGAUAUUAUUAAGCUCACAGCGCAGUUUGUGGCUCGAAAUGGCCAAGCAUUUUUGACUGGAUUGACUAAUAGGGAGAUAAACAAUCCCCAGUUCCAUUUUUUGAAGCCAACUCACAGUAUGUUCACAUUUUUUACUGGUCUGGCCGAUGCUUAUUCAAAAGUUUUGAUGCCUCCAAAGGGGUUGACUGAAAAACUGAAAAAAAGUGUUGUUGACAUGACGACUGUGCUUGAGCGGUGCUUGCAUCGCUUGGAGUGGGAACAUUCUCAAGAGCAGGCAAGACAGAAAGCUGAGGAUGAAAUUGAGCAGGAGAGAAUUCAGAUGGCCAUGAUCGAUUGGCAUGAUUUCGUUGUGGUUGAGACCAUAGACUUUGCUGAUGAUGAGGAUGAGGACCUGCCCCCUCCUAUGACUCUUGAGGAGGUUAUAAGGAGGAGCAAGAUUUCGGCUA
Jatropha curcas is the source of this 1202-nucleotide messenger RNA. The record is from RefSeq and is a predicted model, not a curated record. Lineage: Eukaryota; Viridiplantae; Streptophyta; Magnoliopsida; Malpighiales; Euphorbiaceae.